AUGGCUAUAUACUCGUGUCCACAUUGUGAAAGAGUCUUCAGUCGUCAUGCUUCUCUACGAAAUCAUGUGAAAACUCACGAUGAUAUAAUUGAUAAAGUUCUUAGAGAAAUUGCUGAAGAAGUAGAACAUGAACAAGAGGAAGUGGAUGACGACGAACGACUUGAGGAGGUGAGCUACGAAGAGGGAGAGGAAGAGAGAGGGAGUACUAAUAAUGAUGAAGUACAAGAGGAGGUGAGCUACGAAGAAGAAAGUGAAGAUAAUGAUGAAGUACUAGAGGAUGUGAACUACGAAGAAGAAAGAGAAGAUAAUGAUGAAGUACUAGAGGAUGUGAACUACGAAGGGGAAGGGGAAGACGAAGGGAAGAAGAAGAGGAAGGGAGCGAUAAUGAUGAACAACUAG
This is a messenger RNA of Rhizophagus irregularis DAOM 181602=DAOM 197198, 399 nucleotides long. The record is from RefSeq and is a predicted model, not a curated record. NCBI's taxonomy places the organism in Eukaryota, Fungi, Glomeromycota, Glomeromycetes, Glomerales, Glomeraceae.